AAUUUUGACCUCCUCCUUGCAUGUUGGAAGGUGAUGUACAAAUCUGUGGUGAUUGACUGUAGAAACUUGAAUGAGAAUGCCUACUCUUGAACAUCCAGAGUAUCCUGAAGCAACUCUGCUUCACUUGGAAAGUAUAAUGCCCUGUCGAGAAUCCCAGAUGUCCACUUUGCUGUCAAUAUUUGGAGAGCGUCAGCAAUAUAGCUUCCCAUCUAUCUUUAUCUAUGGACAUACAUCCAGUGGAAAAACUUACGUGCUACAAACUCUUCUAAAAACACUAAAGCUUCCUCAUGUAUUUGUGAACUGUGUUGAAUGCUCUACUUCAAGGCUUCUUCUAGAGAAAAUUCUGAGCCAGUUGCAGAUCCUUUCUUCUAAAACUAAACAUGCUUCACACACAUCCUGCGACACUUUGAAUCAGUUUGUAUAUCUGUUUAAGCAAGAGACUAUGGCUGAAGAGCUACAGAAUGAAACAAUAUACAUUGUACUGGAUAAAGCAGAACAGCUGAGGGAAAUGGAGGCAAAUGUGCUGCCAGCAUUUCUUAGACUACAAGAACUGGCAGACAGAAAUGUGACUGUCAUCUUGGUCACUGAAAUUGUAUGGGAACUGUUCCGUCCAAAUACAGGAUGCUUUGAACCACUCACCUUAUAUUUUCCUGACUAUAGCAUAGGACACCUGCAAAAGAUUCUGUCUCAUGAUCAUCCUCCAGAGUAUUCUGCUGAUUUCUAUGCUGCCUACAUUAACAUUCUCCUUGGUGUCUUCUACACAGUCUGCAGGGACCUGAAAGAGCUUCGACAUCUGGCAGCACUAAAUUUCUCAAAGUACUGUGAACCAGUGGUCAGGGGAGAAGCAAACGAACGUGAUACACGUAGACUCUGGAAAAAUAUUGAAUCUCAUUUGAAGAAAGCAAUGCAGACUGUUUAUCUCCGGGAAGUAUCAAGCUCACAGUGGGAGAGACUACAACAGGACGAGGGAGAACCUGGACAAGUAAAAGGACUUUCUGCACAUACUCAUGUAGAACUUCCUUAUUACUCCAAAUUCCUACUAAUAGCUGCUUACCUUGCUUCCUACAACCCUUCUCGGACAGAUAAAAGAUUCUUCCUUAAGCAUCAUGGGAAAAUGAAGAAGACAUUUCUGAAAAAACAUGAAAAGACCAGCAAUCACCUACUUGGGCCAAAGCCAUUCCCUCUGGACAGACUGUUAGCAAUAUUAUAUAGUAUUGUGGACAAGAGAGUUGUGCCGACUGGAAAUAUAUUUUCCCAGAUUAGCUCUCUUGUGACACUGCAGCUGUUAACCUUGGUUGGCCAUGAUGACCAACUUGAUGGACCAAGAUACAAAUGUACUGUCUCUCUCGAUUUCAUCAGAGCUAUUGCAAGGACUGUGAACUUCGACAUAAUAAAGUACUUGUACGAUUUCUUGUGAAAACAAGCUUCACAGCCAUAUGGACACUGUGACAAUGACUAAGGCAAGCUGUGUUCAUCUAUCUACUUAGCUGGCCAGGGAGAAGAGUGUUUUGGCUGUUUUGGAUUUGUCCAAACAGGUGCUGGCCCAGCAUGGCUUCUUAUGAAAAUACUCUGAUUGGUCUGGGUGGAUCUGAGCAGAGGACUAUUUACCAGGGACCCUGGAGUAUUUGGAAGCAAUGUGUUAAUUAUAAACAGCAGGGUUUGAGCACAAUCUGUUCUACUCUUAAUGAUGUUAUCUUAACACUGAAAUUGCCUGAAACCCAUUUACUUAGGACUGCAUUUUGCUCUAUGAACUAUCCCCUGUGCUUUGAACAUGGAAGCAGCCCUUGUUUGUGUGCCCAGUCUUUUCACUUCCUCUCCACAGGAAUCUUUGCAAUCGCCUGCCAAAGUAGCUUUUCCUAAGGCCACCAUUUUAAGAGAGUGGAGUAGCAAAAUAUAAUAAACAUAAGUACAUGUUUAAAAUCAA
Messenger RNA from Gavialis gangeticus (Gharial), 1924 nucleotides. It is a transcript of the gene ORC5, whose product is annotated as origin recognition complex subunit 5. The coding region runs from base 71 to 1417 and encodes 448 amino acids. Lineage: Eukaryota; Metazoa; Chordata; Crocodylia; Gavialidae. The record is from RefSeq and is a predicted model, not a curated record. Gene Ontology annotation, molecular function: DNA replication origin binding. The transcript is spliced from 14 exons. Gene Ontology annotation, cellular component: nucleus; nuclear origin of replication recognition complex. Gene Ontology annotation, biological process: DNA replication; DNA replication initiation.